Molecule: messenger RNA, 2079 nt
Organism: Adelges cooleyi (spruce gall adelgid)
Lineage: Eukaryota; Metazoa; Arthropoda; Insecta; Hemiptera; Adelgidae
Product: solute carrier family 23 member 1-like
Exons: 15
Coding region: 140-1957 (605 amino acids)
Biological process (GO): transmembrane transport
Cellular component (GO): membrane
Molecular function (GO): transmembrane transporter activity
Source: RefSeq, a predicted model, not a curated record
UGUGUCGUUGUCGACUCGUUUAACGUAAAUGGUAUAACCCAUAAUUAUUGACUAUUGUUGUUGUUCGUCCUUCGAAGGAGCAGAGUUGGUCAAGUACUUGUCACAUACGCUAAAUAUUUUAUUUUUUAAUUUUUAACACAUGGACGGACACUCUUUGAUUACUGCCGUACCGGACGCUGACACAAAACGACUCACAACAUUACAACCCAAACAGAAUAUGGACGAUUCCGCUUUGAAAGGAAGCACGCAAAUCACCAUGAGCCGAAUCGAGUUAGUAUCCACGCCGACUUUAAAUGGUUUUGAUGACAAACCAGAAACAAACAGAUCUGAUGGACUGACAAUUACAUACGGCAUUGACGAUAACCCACCGUGGUACUUGUGCAUAUUCAUGGCCUUACAGCAUUACCUGACCAUGAUUGGCGCUAUAGUAUCCAUCCCGUUCAUUCUUACCCCAGCACUAUGCAUGAGAGAAGACGAUCCUGCUCGAGGGCACAUCAUAUCGACAAUGAUAUUCGUCACGGCCAUAGUGACUUUUGCACAAGUCACUUUCGGUUGCAGGUUGCCAAUUGUCCAAGGAGGGACUAUAUCGUUUCUCGUGCCGACUUUAGCCAUACUAAACUUGCCCCGUUGGCGCUGCCCGUCGGCAAACCAAGUGGCAGCUAUGAGCCCACAAGAACAAGAAGAACUAUGGCAAGUCCGUAUGAGAGAACUUUCUGGUGCAAUAGCCGUUUCAGCAUUAUUCCAAGUGAUAAUCGGAUUAACAGGUGUCAUUGGUAAAAUAGUCAAGUACGUAACACCAUUAACAAUUGUGCCCACCGUGUCGUUGGUCGGCUUGUCGUUGUUUGAAAACGCAGGCGCUUCAGCUUCCAAACACUGGGGAAUUUCAAUGGGGACUAUUAUACUGAUGACGUUAUUUUCACAGUUUCUGACAAACGUUAAAUGUCCGUUCCCAUCUUACAACAAAGUCGACGGAAUCCACAUUGCCUGGUUUAACCUCUUUCAGCUUUUUCCGGUACUGCUCACCAUCACCAUUAUGUGGAUACUCUGUGGUAUCCUAACAAUGUGCGAUUACUUCCCGGUCGGCCAUCCUGCGAGGACAGACGUGAAAAUCAGGAUCAUCGAGGACUCGGAUUGGUUCCGGAUUCCGUAUCCAGGACAGUGGGGCUGGCCGACAAUCAGUGUCGCCGGCGUCAUAGGAAUGUUGGCUGGAGUCCUGGCUUGUACCGUGGAAUCUAUUAGCUACUACCCGACAACGGCUAAAAUGUGUGGCGCUCCUCCACCUCCCGUGCACGCCAUCAACAGAGGCAUCGCAUUCGAAGGAAUCGGGACCGUCUUGGCUGGUCUCUGGGGAAGCGGAAACGGUACCAACACUUUCGGAGAAAACGUCGGUGCCAUAGGAGUCACGAAGAUUGGCAGCAGACGUGUAAUUCAGUAUGCGAGUUUAUUAAUGUUAAUCCAAGGUGUGGUUAACAAAUUUGGAGCUGUUUUUAUCAUCAUUCCAGAGCCCAUCGUAGGAGGAAUGUUUUGCAUUAUGUUUGGAAUGAUAUGUGCCUUUGGAUUAUCUGCAUUACAAUACGUCCAAUUGAAUUCAUCCAGGAAUUUGUACAUCAUAGGAUUUUCAAUGUUUUUCUCACUUGUUUUGCCAAAAUGGCUUGUAGCUCACCCGAACGCGAUUCAGACUGGAAACGAAGUGUUAGACAGCGUUUUUACCGUUAUUUGCAGUACUAGUAUCCUCGUUGGAGGUUUACUGGGUUUCUUUUUGGACAACACCAUUCCAGGAACACCAGAAGAACGAGGACUCAUAGCUUGGGGAAAAGAAAUGAAUCUCGUGAACGAGCCAACCGCCGGUGAAGAAACUAGUACUUUUGAUUUUCCAGUUGGAAUGGGUUUACUAAGAAAAAUGAAGUGGACUCAAUGGAUGCCAUUUUUACCAACUUACAGACCAAAGAAAGCUUAAACUUUAGAUUACUACCUAAAUUGUAUUAUAUUAAUACUUUAAUUUAUAUUAUUGAAUACUUUUUUUUAUCAACAUAGAAUAUAUAAUAGAUAUAAUUAUAAAAAUAGAAUCAAAUAAUUCAA